Molecule: messenger RNA, 7667 nt
Organism: Hypanus sabinus (Atlantic stingray)
Lineage: Eukaryota; Metazoa; Chordata; Chondrichthyes; Myliobatiformes; Dasyatidae
Product: interferon-induced protein with tetratricopeptide repeats 5-like
Exons: 2
Coding region: 245-1720 (491 amino acids)
Biological process (GO): defense response to virus
Cellular component (GO): cytosol
Molecular function (GO): protein binding
Source: RefSeq, a predicted model, not a curated record
UUUGUAUAGUAAUUGGAUACUGAGAGCUCUGCAUCAGCCUGCAUUGUUGUUUCAGUGACAUCAUUUCUUGGAAAAAGCUGGUUUCAGUUUAUAGGAUAAAUUUCGAUUCAGCUUCAGGAAAUUGCUGUCAAUCUGUUCAAGCAGGAAAUCAGAACAUAGGACACCCAUUCUCGAUCGACUCAACAUUAACGGGCCAUCUGAAGCUGUGAAAGAAAUUCAAAGAACAUUAUUUCGGAUUAACAUAAUGAGCAACACUCAAAGAGAUUUGUUGAAAGAGAAUCUCGAUCAGCUUCAGUGUCACUUCACGUGGGGCCCUCAGAAGGGAACCAUUGACUUGGAAGAUAUGAUGUACAGAUUGCAAGAUGCUAUAAAUCUUGGUGUGAAGUAUCAAGCCACAUGUCACAACCAACUCGCUUUCAUAAAUUGUCUGCAGGGUAAGAAUAAAGAAGCCAUUCAGAACUUAAAUGCAGCUGAAGAAAUUUUGAAGGAUAACCACAAUGAUGAAUUUGAAAGAAGCAUCAUCAUCACCUAUGGAAACUUUGCCUGGGUGCAUUACCACAUGGGACAACUGACCGAGGCCCAGUCCUAUCUCGACAAGCUGGAGAUGAUCUGUAAACCGCUCAGUGAUGGCCCUCGCUAUACAGCAAUGAUACCCGAGGUGUACGGGGAGAAGGGAUGGUCAUUAAUAAGAUCUGCAGCUCUAUUUUAUGAGGAGGCAAAGGAAUGCUUUGAGAAGGCUCUGGAGGAAGAUCCUGAUAAUACUGAGUGGAUUAUGGGGUAUGCAACUGCUCUGUAUCGUCUGGAAUUAUUUUCUGGUACCCCAGAAAAUCUGAAACAAAAUCAGUCAGUGAAGCAUCUGAGACGGGUGUUGGAUCUUGAUCCAAACGACUCCAUGGCAAUGGUGCUGUUGGCUCUAAAACUGAAACAGCUCAAGCAAAAAGAGACAGCAACUAAAUUAGUUGAACAAGCAUUGCAAAAAACUCCUGAUUUACCAUAUGUGCUUCGUUAUGCAGCAAAAUUUUAUAGAUUAGAAGAAGAUGUGGAGAAAGCCAUUAGGCUGUUGAAGAAAGCAUUAGAAAUAACUCCACUCUCUGCAUUUUUGCACGAUCAAAUUGCUAUGUGCUAUAGAAUUAAAUUAGAUGAACUGAUCAACAAUCCUCGUAGCAGAAACCCUCGCAAUCCUGCAUUUCACCAGAAAGCAAAGUUGUUCGAACAAUGCAUGUAUCACUUUGGAAAGGCAUUUCAGCACCGUCCUAAAUCUGCUAUUAAACCACAACUGGAUUUUGCAGGUGUCUGUGUAAGAAAUGGAGAGUAUUCCAAAGCUAAGGAGAUCUACAGUAAUCUUUUGAAAUUAGAUGAUAUCCGUCCAGAAAAUUUGCAGAGAAUAUGUCUACAUGCUGGGAAUUUUGAACUAUACCAGAGAAGGUGUGAAUCAAAUGCCAUCAGCCUAUUCCUUAAAGGACUGAAAGUUCAAUAUGACUCAAAUGAACGAAAAAAGUGUCACGAUAAAGUGGAGAAGUGGACAGACAAAAAACUUUGCAAGGAUCCACAUGAUAGCAAGGCUCUUGGUAUGAAAGGGCUACUGUAUCAGCUGAAUGGGAACAAGGCUAAAGCUAUUGAAUACUUUGAGAAGGCCUUGGAGUUUGACCAUGAGAACGAGGAAUAUCUGAGUGCUCUUUAUGAAUUACGUCUUUCCAUUGAGGAACAUAACAACCCUUGAAAGAUCUUUGCUUCUGCUUGAUUUGAGAAUAAGUUUGUCUCACUAGUCUCACGUAGUAUACUCUUGCAGCAUGUUCUUCACUGAGAUUUUUAUUUACUUCUUAAAUUACAGGGUUUCACUUAUUUCAAGCUACAGUGCAGAACAGGUCCGUCCAGGAAAUGAGCUACACUGCCCAGCAAACACUUAUUUAACACAGGCCAAAUCACAGGGCAAUUUAAAAUGACCGAUUAACCCACGAACUGUGCGUCUUUGGACUGUGAGAGAAGACUGGAGCACCAGGAGGAAACUCGGAGAGAAUAUACAAACUCCUUAUAGGUGCUGCCAGAAUUGAACUCCGAACUCCGAACAGCCCGUAGUGACACACAAACCACAUUGCUACCAUAGCAACCAUUUAUGAAAGUGUGAUUUUCAAAUAGUAACUUUGUUAUUAUGAUUUCUGGUCCCUGUGCUUCAUUGAAGAUUACUCACUUCAAUAUUCAGAAACAAAAGUGGGUUUGGGGAAUUAAGUCUAAAGGAAGCAACUCUGAAAAUCACGAUGAGUCUUCAUAUGAGAUUCCUUCACUGCAGGUGACACGAAGGUCGGUGGUGUUAUGGAGAGCGCAGAAGCUGCCAUAGGUUAAAAGGGACCUCUUCAGGGUGCAGAGCUGGGCUGAGAAGUGGUAGGUGGAGUUCAAUCUGGAAAAGUGUGAAGUGAUUCACUUUGGAAGGUCAAAUUUGAAAGCAGAGUAGAAGGUUAAUAGCAGGAUUCUUAGCAGUGUGCAAGAAGAGAGGGACCUUGUGGUCCAUGCCCAUAGAGCCCUCAAAGUUGCCACGCAGGUUGAUGAGUUUGGUAAGGCGAAUAGUGUGUUGGCCUCCAUUAGUGGGGGGGAUUGGAUUCAAAAGUCAUGUGGUAAAUUUGCAGCUCCAUAAAACCCUGGCUAGAUCAAACCUGGAAUAUUGUGUUCAGUUCUGGUUGCCUCAUUAGACAAUGCAGAGGAGAUUGAGAAGUAACUUGAUAGAUGUGUAUGAGACAAUAAGGGCGAUAGAUUGAGCUGACAGCCAGAGACGUUUUUUUUCCCCAGGGAAAAAAUGGCUAGUACAAGGGGGCAUGUCAGAGGAAAAUUUAAGGGGGUUAAGCGGAUUGAAGGAAAUAUAGGGGACAGGUCAGAGGUAAAUUUCUUACACAGAGUUGUAGGUGCUGCCAGUGGUGGUGGUAGACACAUGGACAAUAGAAGAAUGUAGGGCUAUAUAGGAGGGAAGAAUAGAUUGAUCUUAGAAUAGGUUCAAAGGUCGUCACAACAUUGUGGGCUGAAGGACCUGUGCUGCAUUUUAAAGUUCUAUGUUCUAUGUUUAAAUGUUAAUUGUAUUUUAGUUUUCAAUUUAUAUCUUGUACCUUAUCAAUCAACUGGAAUUUUUGAAUAGUGAUUUUUAGGAUAAGCCUGCAUUUCUAAAACACAGUCAAGAUUCUAUCCAAAGACAUGCCUGAGAGCUAAAAUCUUAAAUGGCAAGUCUGUCAUAAACAAGCUAAAGAAACGCCAGCAGAAUAUUCAGUUCAGCCUGUUGGUGACACUCAAGAAUGUCAAAUCAGUCGAAUUUCUAAAGGUAAUAUAAUAAAAGGGGUUAAAAAUAGAGGGGUUGAAGGUUGUAGUCUCAGGUCAAGCAAGUCAUGGCCAAGAACAAUGUCUCAAGUCUGUCAUCCAGGCUUGGAAUGCAAACACUCUCAUAUUGGAACUAGAGGUGAAAAGCAGGGUAUGUAAAUCACCAGAGUGUAGGACACGCAUGUUUCAGUAAAGACAAAUGAGAACGAUGGUAAGGUAAGGGAUCUUUGGAUGAUGAGAGACAUCGUAAAUUUAGUUAAAAAAGGAGAAAGGAGGCAUAUGUAAGGUAUAGGAAGAUGAAAUUGGACAGAGCCUUAAAAGAAAGCUGAAAUGUAAAGGAACAUAAAGAAAAUGAAAAAUUAAAAGUCCAAAAUGGAUAUGGAAUUUUCUUGGAGAGUAGUAUUAAAAAGCAUUCCAAGGAAUUUUAAUGUAUCUCAAAAACAAAUGGAUAACAAUCAAGAGGGUAGGACUGCUCAAGGAUAAGAAAGGUAAUUUCUUAUUCUAGAUUCCUAGACUCAAUAGAAAUGGGUGAGGUAUCAAUCAAGUAUUUUGCAUUGGUAUUCAUAAAGAGAAGGAAAUGGAGGAUAAUGAGAAUGAUACCAGACAUUCUAAUACCUAGGGCAUUUUGAGAUCAAGAAGAAGAUGGUGCUGGGGCUCUUGAAGCAUAUUAAGGUGGAUAAAUCACAAGGGCCUGACCCGAUCUAUUACUGGCUAUUCAAAGAAUCAAUAAAAAAGAGCGCUGGGACUUUGAAAACAACCUUUGUACUGUUAAUGACCACAGGUGAUGUCCCGGAUGACUGGACAAUGAUUAACUUAAUUCCUAAAGGAAGUUUGGUAUGGUAGGCACGUUAGCAUAGCAGUCAGAGUAAAGCUACUACACCAGUGUUCUAAGUUCAGUUCUGCCAAUGUCUGGAGGGAAUGUAGGUUCUCACCGUUGACUGCUUGAAUUUCUGCUGGAUGCUCUGUUUUCCUCCCACAUUCCACACUUGCACAGGUAGUGGUUACAUGGGAAUCAUUUGUGGUGCAGGUUCCUUGGGCCAGAAGGAUCUGCUACCAUGAUGCAUCUCUAAAUUAAACUAAAGAAAAGGAAAUGGGGGAAAAACCAGGAACUUAUAAAUUGGUGAGACUCACAUAAGGAUAGGAUUUACUCACAUUUGAAAGAACAUAAACUGAUUAGGGACAUUCAGCAUGGCUUUGUGUGGAGUAGAUCAUGUCUUAUAAACUUGAUUAAGUUUUUUGAGGAGAUGGCAAAGGUGAUUGUUGAGGGCAGGACAAGAAAUGUUGUCUACAUGAACUACAAUAAGGCAUUUUUACGAGAUCACUUAUGGAAGGUUGAUCAAGAAGAAGUAGACUAGUGGUGAAUUAGUGGUUUGAAUUCAGAAUUGGUUUGCCUAUUGAAGACAGAGUUUACUGACGGAAGAGUGUAAUUCUGGACUAAAGUCUGUGGCUAGUAAUGUUCCACAGGGAAACACAUAUAAAAUGCUGGAGGAACUCAGCAGGCAGUGGAGGAGGUCAUGGAAUGUGACAUCAUUCACAUCAGAAUGUGAAUGGGAAGUGGAAUUAAAAUGGAUGGCCACUGGGUGAUCCCGUGCUUAGGUCGGAAGAACAACAAUUUAUAUUCGUUUGGGUAGCCUCCAACCUGAUGGCAUGAACAUCGAUUUCUCAGACUUCCAGUAAUGCCCCCCAACCCUACCCCUGCUUCACCAUUUCCCAUCCCCUUUUCCCUCUCUCAUCUUAUCUCCUUGCCCCUCCGUUGCCUCUCUCUGGUGCUCCUCCCCAUCUGUUAUUUGUGAUAUUCUCACCCUCUCCCUUUCCCUCACCAUCUCACCCCUCUCUCUUCCACCACCCCCUCUCUCAACCCCCUCACCCUCCCUUCUCCCUCCUCCCCUCUUUACCCCCUCUACUACUUCCCAUCUACUCUCUAUCUAUCUAUCUAUCUAUCUAUCUAUCUAUCUAUCUAUCUAUCAAUCCAGUGAAGAAGACCAUCAAGGUAUACAACAGAGGAUGAGUUAAUUACAUUAAUGUACAAAGAGAUGGCAGAUGGAGUUUAAUCAGGGUAAGUGUGAGGCAUUGCAUUGUGGGAGAUCAAAUACAAGGGAAAGUCGAUAGUUCAUGACUGAAAUUUUAAGAACGGGAUCUUGGUCUAUUUCCAUAACUUCCUGUAAGUGGCAAAGCAAGUGGUAAAGUGACAUGAUUGCUUUCAUCACCAAGGGCAUAGAGUCUGUCAGGAAGUCAUAUUGCAGUUGUAUUAAACAUUGGUUAGGCUGCAUUUUGAGUAUUGUAUGGGUUGUGGUUGCCCUUUUGCAGGAAUGAUGUGGAGCCCUUGGAGAGGGUGCAGAACAGGUUUACCAGGGGAUAUUAGCAAUAAAGAGAGGUUACACAAGUGUGGGAGAAUGGGAGGCUUAGGGGAGAGUUGAUGGAAGUUAAUUAAAAUAUGAAAGGGAUAAGGUAGAUAGAAUCGCUUACCAAAGUCGAAAUAUCAAAUGCUAUAGUGCAUACCUCCCUAAAAGGGCAUUGAGGAAGGCUAGAGAGGAGAGUGUAAAGAGGAUAUGCAAGACUUACUUAGAUAAUAAAUUUACUUUAACUUAUUUUGACUUCUAAACCAAUCAGCUGUCUCACAUCGCACUCUCAGUGGUGCUGCCAUGUCCUCAGAUUUUUAUAUUUACCUCUUUUGGUUAUUUAGUUAUUGUUACUUUAGCAACUCUUUUUGCACUGUCUCAUAUUGCAUUGCUACAGUACCCUUGUGCCAUUUUGUUCUGCAUUUGCCCUGGCAUUUAUUAUUACCAAGUAUCCAGUUUGUUCUGUGAGCAUUAUACGAGCAAGGAAUUUCAUUGACAAUAAACUAAACUGAUCUAAAAUUGGUUAUCUUUAUCAAUAUCAUGCGUUGCUCUAGGAGCUCAAUGCAGAGCAUUGAAACAAAAUUAUAUUGGAAGGGAACAGGAAUGGUGUUAUUACCCUGUAAGUGCACAGGACAUUGGAGAGACCCUGUUGGGAAUUAUGCGAGAGAGUGCAACAAAGGCUUACAGCACUAGUUCCUGGCUGGCAGAGCAGAUGCAUGAGGUGUAAUAAACAUUUAUUCAUAUAUAUGUAAUUACUUAAAAUAUGAGCAGAUAAUUAAUUGUUAAGCUGCAAAGUAAAUUAAAGUUAAACAAUCAGAUCCAACAAUCUCCCCUAUAUCUGAAAAUUCAGAGGCACGUAUCUACACAAAGUUUAGAAUAAUCAAAAACUACUUAAGUUAUGAAAUACCGAAUGGGAUAUAUUUUUCAAAGUAUUCAUAGGAUUACGUCAUGACAGAUUAGUAGGCAUACUAAUGUAAGACUUAAUAAAGUUUGAAAUAUUCCAUGAAUGAUCCCAUACAAAUGAAAGAAAGAUGUAAACUGUGAUAAAUCAAAUUAGUAUGAAUAUUAGUAAGGGAAUUAAUAAGUAGAGAAAAUUGGCAAAUAGUAGAUGGCAACUAAUAUUAGAAUAAACCUCAUCAUGUCUUCUGGAUGGUUAGGGAUUUCCUCACUGUAGCCCAGCGGUGUAGGCACUCAGUCAAGAGUUUACUAGUACGUUAGCUACAGCAAGCAGCAAAAACUUGCCACUGCAAGUGAGCUAAAGUGGUAAACAGGGCCCAUUCACCAGGAAUCAAAGUGCGUCCUCCUUGUGUUGGAUCAUUCUAAGAAGCAGAAGCCUGUUGAGAAGCAGACUGUACAGCCUGGGUUAAUUUCACACAACAGUUAACUAAACUGACUGCCAGAAAGUAUGUUACUGUAUCAGACUCUGUGAAAUUGAGGGCUCCCGGAAGUGACACUGCUUAGCACCUCAAAUGGACUGUGUUUCCUUUUCUUGUUAGGGGUUGCUCUGAUGCUACAUAAGACCAUAGGAAGAACUGUGUGUAGUUCACAGUACUCCUUUCUCAUGAUAGUUAAUCAGUUGUUGUUUGAUCGUGCCAUUCAUUCAUUUGUCUUGUCCUGAUGACUCUGGGUGAUGUGGACAAUGAAAAGAUCUUUCAAAUUUCAUCAGUCAACAAAAAAAGAGAGAGAGAGAGAGAAUCUGAAUGCUCGAGCAGAAAGCUCUAUUACUACAAAGAAAUGCCCUUGUCUCAUUGUUACUGUGAGGAAGGAAGUAGAGAAGCCUGAAGGACACAACGAUUCAGGAACAGCUUCUUCCUUACUGCCAAUAAAUUGCUAAUUGAACAUUGACUCAUUUGUUUUUCUGUCAUUGCACUAUUUUUAAUUUAACUAUUUAAUGUACUUACUGUAAUCAAUUGAUUUAUUUAUCUCUCUAUAUCUAUCAUGUAUUGCAUUGUACUGCUGCCGCUAAGUUAACAAAUUUCAUGACAUAUGCCGGUGAUAUUAAACCUGAUUCUGAUAUUAUUUUAAAAAUCA